Messenger RNA from Gastrolobium bilobum, 3306 nucleotides. Its product is annotated as probable LRR receptor-like serine/threonine-protein kinase At3g47570. NCBI's taxonomy places the organism in Eukaryota, Viridiplantae, Streptophyta, Magnoliopsida, Fabales, Fabaceae. Gene Ontology annotation, biological process: protein phosphorylation. Gene Ontology annotation, molecular function: ATP binding; protein binding; protein kinase activity. The transcript has 4 exons. The record is from RefSeq and is a predicted model, not a curated record. Bases 6 to 3020 code for a protein of 1004 amino acids.
CCAAAAUGGUGCCUCUUAUCACGUUUCUUCUUAUAAUUGUUUCACAAACCUUGAUGUACAUGACCCCAAUUACAGUUGCUAUAGCUUUGAGUUCAGAGACUGAUAAGCUAGCUUUGCUUGCUUUAAAGGAAAAGCUUACCAAUGGCAUCCCUGAUUCUCUGCCAUCUUGGAAUGAGUCUCUGCAUUUCUGUGAAUGGCAGGGUGUUAGAUGCGGCCAUCGCCACAUGAGAGUCUAUGCUUUGCAUUUGGAGAAUCAAGAUUGGGGUGGUACACUUGGACCAGCUUUGGGGAAUCUAACCUUCCUCAGGAAACUCAACCUUUCUAAUAUCAACUUGCAUGGUGGAAUUCCCAAACAAGUUGGUUGUUUAAAGAGGUUGCAGGUUCUUGACUUGAGCAAAAAUAACCUUGGUGGUGAGGUUCCCAUCGAGCUUACUAAUUGCUCAAAUCUUCAUGUAAUAAUCUUGUCGUACAAUAACCUCACUGGAAAAGUUCCCUCAUGGUUUGGAUCAAUGACGCAGCUUACUCAGUUGCUUCUUGGUAUUAAUAAUCUAGUUGGUGCUAUCCCACCUUCCUUGGGAAACCUUUCAUCACUCCAGAGUAUAUUUCUUUCACGAAACCAUUUGGAAGGAAGUAUACCUCAUGCUUUGGGCAGGUUGUCAAAUUUGAAUGGGCUGGAACUAAGUUUAAAUAGUUUCUCAGGUAUGGUCCCUCCUUCUCUUUACAACCUUUCAAAUAUUCAACAUUUUGUUAUGGCGGAGAACCAUUUAUUCGGUACUCUUCCAUCAAAUAUACAACUUGCUUUUCCAAAUCUUAGAGGAUUUUUGAUUGGAGGGAACCAGUUCACUGGAACUUUCCCGUCUUCAAUAUCCAACCUUACCGGGUUACAAAAGUUUGAUAUAUCCUACAAUGCUUUUCAUGGGCCAAUUCGUAACACAUUGGGAAACUUAAACAAACUUCAGUGGUUUGGCAUUGAUAGCAAUAACUUUGGGAGCGGAAGAGGUCACGAUUUGGAUUUCCUUUCCUCAUUAGCCAAUUGUACUCAGUUGCAAUUACUUUUUUUGGAUUCCAAUAAAUUUGGUGGUGUGUUGCCAUAUCUUAUUGGCAACUUAUCUACCACUCUCAAUAAGCUUAGUAUGGUGAAUAAUCAAAUAUCUGGAAUGAUACCUGAGGGAAUUGGACAACUAAUCGGCUUAACUAGCUUUACAGUGAAAGGGAAUUUCCUUGAGGGAACAAUUCCAAAUUCAAUAGGAAAGCUUAAAAAUCUAGUAGAAUUGGUCUUGGAAGAAAACCAAUUAUCUGGUAAUAUUCCUACUAUUAUUGGCAAUCUUACUAUGUUAUCAGAAGUUUAUCUAGGCGCCAAUAAAUUUGAAGGAAGCAUUCCACCUACCCUCAGAUACUGCACCCAAAUGCAGUCAUUUAGUGUUUAUGACAACAACUUAAGUGGUGAUAUACCAAAUCAAACAUUUGGCCAUCUACAAGGUUUAAUAAAUCUUUACUUAUACAAUAACUCUUUCACUGGUUCUAUUCCUUCAGAGUUUGGAAACUUCAAGCACCUUUCAGCAUUAUAUCUAAACGCAAAUAAGUUGUCCGGUGAAAUUCCCAUGGAACUUGGUGCUUGUUUGGCAUUAGCUGAGCUCGUGCUAGGGAGAAACUUCUUCAGUGGAAGUAUACCUUCCUUCUUGGGCUCUUUAAUAUCCCUCGAAGUCUUAGACCUUUCUAACAACAACUUCUCAAGCACAAUCCCCCGUGAACUAGAAAAUCUAAGAUUGUUGAAUGCUUUGGACCUGUCUUUUAACCAUCUUUAUGGUGAAGUUCCCGUAGGAGGUGUCUUCAAAAAUGUCACUGCGCUUUCACUCAUUGGAAAUAAGGAUCUUUGUGGUGGGAUACCUCAAUUGAAGCUGCAUGCAUGCCCUAGGUCGCCCUUAAAGAAACACAAGAAGUUUCUUAAAAAGAAAGUUAUCCUCAUAAUUGUAAUUGGUGGGGUUUUGGCCGUUUUCAUAAUUCUUAUCAGAAUAUACUAUAUAAGGAAAAAGCCCAAAAAGUUAUCUUCUUCUUCAUCUCUGAAGAACAGGUACUUGAGGGUUUCUUAUGGGGAGCUAUAUGAAGCAACCAAUGGAUUUUCUUCAUCCAAUUUAAUAGGCACAGGAAGCUAUGGUUCUGUGUACAGAGGAGCUCUUCUCCAUUUUGAAAGACCAGUUGCUGUUAAGGUGUUGAAUCUUGAAACACGUGGGGCAGCAAAGAGUUUCAUGGCUGAGUGCCAAUCUCUGGGAAAGAUAAAGCACCGAAAUCUUCUCAACAUCCUGACUUGCUGCUCGAGUGUUGAUUAUAAUGGCGAAGAUUUCAAGGCUAUAGUUUUUGAGUUCAUGCCUAAUGGAAGUCUUGAAAGGCUGUUGCACAGCAAUGAAGAAAGCGAGUCUAGAACUAUGAAACUCAACCUUACACAUAGGUUAAACAUUGCUCUUGAUGUAGCUCAUGCAUUGGAGUAUCUUCACCAUGAUUUCGGGCAAGCUGUAGUUCACUGUGAUAUUAAGCCAAGCAAUGUUCUUCUUGACGAUGACAUUGUUGCCCAUUUGGGAGACUUUGGGUUAGCCAGACUCCUUCAUGGGGCCACAGGGCAUUCCGGUGGAGAUCAAGUUAGUUCCUCUCUAAUUAAAGGAACCAUUGGAUAUGUUCCCCCAGAGUAUGGUGCAGGUGGCCCAAUAUCACCACAAGGAGAUAUCUACAGCUACGGAAUUCUUCUUUUGGAGAUGCUCACUGGAAUGAAACCAACAAAUAGCAUGUUUGGUGAGGAUCUAAGCCUACACAAGUUCUGCGAGAUGGCAAUUCCAGAAGGAAUCACUGAGAUAGUGGAUUCAUGUUUGCUUAUUCCAUUUGCUGAUGACAACAACAUUAAGGAGAGUUUGGUAUCUUUUGCUAGGAUUGGGGUUGCAUGUUCUGCUGAUUUCCCCGCUCAACGAAUGGUCAUGAAAGAUGUAAUAGUGGAGUUGCAUGCAAUUAAACAGAAGCUGUCAUUGUUGUGAUGAGAAAUUACCAACCUUCACUUGGAGAUUCUCAGCUACACUUAUUUUCUGCACAUUACUGUUGUUUGCACAUUAGGGAGAGAAAAGAAUAAAAAAAGCUCAAAGUAAUUGUUUAUGUGUUCCUAUGAUGCUAUCCUUUGUAUUAGUGUCUAGUACUAGAAAUGAAUUUGGCUUGAAUUUAUAUCUGAAAUAUUUGGUCGUUCUAUUGCCAAGACAAAUGGUUUUGCUGACGGCUGCUGCAUUUAAACACUGCAAAUAAUGGUCACUACUGUUUUGUAACCAUUUU